Messenger RNA from Paralichthys olivaceus (Japanese flounder), 1492 nucleotides. NCBI's taxonomy places the organism in Eukaryota, Metazoa, Chordata, Actinopteri, Pleuronectiformes, Paralichthyidae. The record is from RefSeq and is a predicted model, not a curated record.
CACGGCGCCGUCACUGUGCGUGAUAUCCCUCCGCGGGACAGAAGCGCGCGGCCCUUUCCCUCCGACAACACAGGAUGUGAACGAGCGAAGCGACGAGACGCGUCUCUGCUCCGUGAACGUUCCGCUGCCCGAGAGAGAAGCACCGGGAAACCCGCGCCUCUGGCCCCGCACCCCGCACCGACCCGCCCCGAGGAACACGCACUAUCCCGCUGGGAGCGCUGCGCGGCAACCGACACCGUCCGAGAGAAGAGAGCGCGCCGGGGUCGGAAUGGAGCUCAUCACGAUCCUCGAGAAAACCGUCUCUCCAGAUCGGAUUGAACUGGAGGCGGCUCAGAAGUUUCUGGAGCAGGCGGCGGUGGAGAACCUGACCACAUUCCUGGUGGAGUUGUCGAAGGUGUUAGCAAACCCGGGGAACACCCAGGUGGCACGAGUCGCUGCCGGUCUGCAGGUGAAGAACUCUCUGACUUCCAAGGACCCAGAUGUUAAGACGCGGUACCAGCAGAGAUGGCUGGCCAUCGACGCCAAUGCUCGCCGCGAGAUCAAGAACUACGUUUUACAGACUCUGGGCACGGAGACGUACCGGCCCAGCUCGGCGUCGCAGUGCGUCGCUGGGAUCGCCUGUGCAGAGAUUCCUGUGAACCACUGGCCCGAGCUCAUUCCACAGCUAGUCGCCAACGUCACUGACCCGUCGAGCACUGAACACAUGAAGGAGUCAACUCUGGAGGCCAUUGGAUACAUCUGUCAGGACAUUGACCCAGAGCAGCUGCAGGAAAACGCCAACCAGAUCCUGACAGCCAUCAUCCAGGGCAUGAGGAAGGAGGAGCCCAGCAACAACGUCAAACUGGCAGCGACCAACGCUCUGCUCAACUCUCUGGAGUUCACCAAAGCCAACUUUGACAAGGAGACAGAGAGACACUUCAUCAUGCAGGUGGUGUGUGAAGCUACGCAGUGUCCGGAUACCAGAGUGCGUGUGGCGGCCUUACAGAACCUGGUGAAGAUCAUGUCUCUGUAUUACCAGUACAUGGAGACAUACAUGGGCCCAGCCCUGUUUGCGAUCACCAUUGAGGCGAUGAAGAGCGACAUCGAUGAGGUGGCGUUACAGGGCAUUGAGUUCUGGUCCAACGUCUGUGACGAGGAGAUGGACCUCGCCAUCGAGGCGUCAGAGGCCUCGGAGCAGGGGCGCCCUCCUGAGCACACCAGUAAAUUCUAUGCUAAAGGGGCCCUGCAGUACCUGGUUCCCAUCCUCACUCAGACCCUCACCAAACAGGAUGAGAAUGAUGAUGAUGAUGACUGGAACCCUUGCAAGGCGGCAGGUGUGUGUCUGAUGCUGCUGGCGACCUGCUGUGAGGACGACGUGGUUCCACACGUUCUGCCCUUCAUCAAAGAACACAUCGAACACCCUGACUGGCGCUACCGUGAUGCCUCUAUCAUGGCCUUUGGAUCCAUCCUGGAAGGACCUGAACUCAACCAGCUCAAACCGCUCGUUAUACAG